AGAACGACAGUAGUGAAAGAAACCAUCACCUACCUCAACAUGCCUGGCACAACAUUACCUCCUUUCCCUGACGACGUGCUCACCCACCCAUUACUCGUGGUUGAUUAUCAGCUCAUUAAAGAAGGCAACCAGCAAGAGAUCGAAACGUUGUGGAAAGCGGCGACGAGUCUUGGGUUCUGGUAUUUGAAGAACCAUGGAGCUGAACAGGAAGUGAACGAUAUGUUUGAUAUGGGGGCUGAGACAAUGGCGCUGCCUUUGGAUGAAAAGCUGAUGUUCGAACAGGGAGACGACGGGGUCUCUUUUGGAUAUAAGAAGGCUGGUGCUAAUGCUACUGACGAAACGGGAAAGAACCUCGAUACUGUUGAGUUCAUCAAUGUAGCAAAAGAUGACGCCUUAGCUUAUCCACAAGUCGCCCGACGUUCCUAUCCACGGACAGUAAACGCUCGCAUGGAAUCUACUAUCACGCCCUUCGUUCGCAAGUCUUUGGAUGUUAAUUACACCAUCAUGGGCGUCUUCAACGACAAGCUGGGUCUUCCUAAGGGCACAAUUGCUAAAUAUCAUGAUCUUCGUGAAUAUAGCGGCAGCGAGGCAAGAUGCAUCAAGAACCCUCCCAUGCCUGGAGUUUCUGCCGCGAAAGUCGCAAUUGGGGCUCACACUGACUUCGGUUCAUUGUCAUUCCUACACAACAGACUGGGGGGUUUGCAAGUGCUUCCACCAGGACAUGAAGAAUGGUCAUACGUCAAGCCCAUCCCGGGCCACGCUAUCUGCAAUGUUGGAGACGCAUUAGCUAUUUUCAGCGGAGGUAUCCUUCAAUCUAACAUUCAUCGGGUCAUUCCUCCUCCGGGAGCACAAGCGCACCACGAAAGAUGGUCUCUUGUGUUCUUUACACGCCCAGGAAACUCGGCCUUACUUCGAGCUUUGGUGGAAGACAGCCCAGUAAUUGCUGGAGCUGUUGCACAAAAACCAGAGAAGAAUUUCGAGACGGGUUCUACAUCGGAAGCAUGGUUCGCCCGGCGGAUUAAAAACCAAAGGAUCAAGAAUCGCACUGGUCCGGAGACAUGGCAAGCCAGUAGAGGCACGGAACACAAACCGACUGCCGCAUGAGGCUUCAAAGAUAUGAACUCUUGACUUGUAUAUUAUGAAUAGGAAGCACUGUAUUAGCGUUUGUGUAUCGGCCUGCGUUGUAAGUGUUAGUUUAUCUGUGCAAUAACUAUGCUUUCCCCGAAGCUUUAAACCAUCUACGACUUCGGUGGCAAAGAAGAAGG
Molecule: messenger RNA, 1265 nt
Organism: Serpula lacrymans var. lacrymans S7.9
Lineage: Eukaryota; Fungi; Basidiomycota; Agaricomycetes; Boletales; Serpulaceae
Exons: 8
Coding region: 40-1104 (354 amino acids)
Molecular function (GO): dioxygenase activity
Source: RefSeq, a predicted model, not a curated record